Pseudoliparis swirei is the source of this 2188-nucleotide messenger RNA. It is a transcript of the gene prokr1a, whose product is annotated as prokineticin receptor 1a. Gene Ontology annotation, biological process: neuropeptide signaling pathway. Bases 1 to 1143 code for a protein of 380 amino acids. Gene Ontology annotation, cellular component: membrane. Gene Ontology annotation, molecular function: neuropeptide receptor activity. The record is from RefSeq and is a predicted model, not a curated record. The transcript is spliced from 2 exons. Lineage: Eukaryota; Metazoa; Chordata; Actinopteri; Perciformes; Liparidae.
AUGGACGCCCCGCCCGACAACGUCAGCCGGCCCUCGACGGACUACUUCCUGGCCGGCGACGGCCUCCCGGACUACGGGGUCCCGUUGGACGAGAUCCCGGACACCACUCGCGGCCGCGCCUUCUUCGCCGCCACCGUGGUCAUCGCCGCCAUCCUGGUGGCCAUCGUGCUGGUGUGCGGCGUGGGCAACUGCCUGUUCAUCGCCAGCCUCGCCCGCGACAAGCAGCUGCGCAACCUCACCAACCUGCUGGUGGCCAACCUGGCGGUGUCGGACGCGCUGGUGGCGGCCGUGUGCUGCCCCUUCCUGCUGGACUACUACGUGGUCAAGCAGCUGUCGUGGGACCACGGCCUGCUGCUGUGCGCCGCCACCAACUACCUGCGCACCGUCUCGCUCCACGUGUCCACCAACGCGCUGCUCGCCAUCGCCGUGGACCGGUACAUGGCCAUCCUCCACCCGCUGCGGCCGCGCAUGAAGACCCAGACGGCGUACUGCGUCAUCCUGACCGUCUGGAUGGUGCCGGUCUUCGUCUCCGCCCCCUCCGCCUACAUGGCGUCCGAGAUGACGUACCCGCACGCCGCCGGGGGCCGCGCCCACAAGACCUUCUGCGCUCAGAUCUGGCCCGUGGACCAGCGGGUGUUCUACCGGACCUACUUCCUGCUGGUCUUCGCCCUGGAGUUCGUGGGCCCCGUGAGCGUCAUGGCCGCCUGCUACGCCCGGAUCUCCCGGGAGCUGUGGUUCAAGGACCUGCCGGGCUUCAAGACGGACCAGAUCCGGAAGAGGCUGCGGCGGCGGCGCCGGACGGUGGUGGUGCUGAUUCUGGUGCUGGCGGCGUACGUCCUGUGCUGGGCGCCGUACUACGGCUUCGCCCUGCUGCGGGACUUCUACCCCACGCUCAUAUCCGGGGACAGGAACUCCCUGGUGGUCUUCUACGUCAUCGAGUGCGUCGCCAUGAGCAACGGGGUCAUCAACACGCUGUGCUUCAUGAGCGUGCGGCGCAACAACAACAAUAAGCGCCCGAAGGAGGCGGGAAAGUUCCGGCUGAAGAUGGCGACCUUCGCGGCCGCCAAGUCGCUGGAGGGAGGCGAGGCGAGGACCUGCUCGCUCCGGGUGACGGAGGACGCGGAGGGCGCUCGGCUGAAGUAGAGGAUCGGAUGUCUGAGCGCCCGAACACACGGGGGUCAAAGGGACAACAAGCGGUAACCCUGGUUACCCGACCAGAAAGGGGCGGAGCCUCCAACGGGAGUGCUGCAGGAAUGAGUUACAAAAAAAAGUCAUUCCUGCAUCACACGUAGAAGAAGACUACAACAGGGCCAUGUUUGUAGUUCUGUUUUCUGAGAGGCCUGGUGCAUUUUGUGGGAAUAAUGGAUUUUUCGGCAAAGACGUUCUCACGCUGGUCCGACAGUGAUCAUGAAAGUACCAUGAAAACAUAGCAAACAGAUUAAAAAACAAAUAAAUAUAUAUAUUUGUAAAAAUCCGUUUACCAUCUUUUUUGAUAUAUAUAUAUAUAUAUAUUGAUGAAGUCGUUGAUAUGAUCGCAUCCAUCCAACACCUUCUCAGUUUGACUCCUACUGUAUCUGGCGUCAUGAAUGGAUCCUUCAUAUUUUCUUAAAUGUGACACAACAGCGUCUCGAGAUUAAAAAGAAAAAUUCCAUUUCUGCUUAUUAUCUUAUUUAAGUAAAUAUAUUAUCAGUACAUGUAUGUAUGUUGGAUGUUUCUGUAACAUUAAUGUGUAUUGUAUUGCUACUUUAACUCUUUUAUAUCCUGUUGUCGUUUAAUCUACAUCAAUGCAUCAUAUUCUAUAAGAUCGUCAUGUUUUCUAAAAAAAAACCUGUUUUCAUCUUUGUGACGAAGUGUUUUCCAGCUGCUCCGAGAGGAGUUUAUUUAUCUGAAGAAGUGGGAGGAGCUUAUCAAAACAUGAAGGAAACACUUCCCCAUGAGAGAGGGACCUGGUGACCAGGGGUCGCCUCAGUCUGUUCAUCCCUGCCCAUGGAUGCAAAGCGUCAGCUGGAAGACGCCCGACGCACCAACGAGCUGCCGGGCGGCUGACCUCAGGUCAGCUCUGUGACCGAGCUGAAAGGAGCUGCAGGUCCAGUGUUGUACUUAAAGGAUUUUCAGCUUUUAAUGGUGCUUUUUGUGUUCAAUUCAAUUUGUUCAAUGUUAUUCUUUUGGAAAUAAAUGUACAUAUAUA